GGGUUUCCUCUCUAAGACUCUAUGUUUGACAUCCAAUAGCCAAUGAAUAAUUAAUCAAUGUGCUCUAGUGGUGUUGUUAAGUUAAACAAAACAAACUUUAACUAUAAUGUUUGUGUUUCAGAUUUUCCAUCAACUAGCUACAAGGGAAUUCCCAAGGACACUCGGCUGACGUUUCACCCCCAACACGAGGUACCUCUCCUGAAGAGUUGGUACGCCAGCUGCAAACAUCCCUCCAUCGAGAAACUUCGCUUCUACUGCAGCGAGUUAAACAAAGGACACAUUCGAAACGCAAGACCCCCAGUGACGCCAGCUCGACUCAAACUCUGGUGGAAAAACGAAAAACAGAAGGAACGACGGCAAAAAAGAGAAGAGUCAUCUUGCUCAAGCCAAGGACAGAUAAAUCCUGAUUCGAGUUCGGAAGCAUCAGUCAUAGAUUUACGUAGUGAAGUUAGCUCGGAAGGUAUUAGCUCUGAGAGGUGUGAGCUGGACUCCAGUGUGAACACACAAAGAUCUGAACAGUCAAGUGUGGUUAAUGUGAACACACCAAGACCUGAACAGUCAGGCGGUGUUCAGAUAAUGCUGUCGACAUUUGUAGAUUCACAGAAUUGGAUGCAGUGACAUCACACCAACAAAGCGGA
Molecule: messenger RNA, 638 nt
Organism: Gigantopelta aegis
Lineage: Eukaryota; Metazoa; Mollusca; Gastropoda; Neomphalida; Peltospiridae
Exons: 1
Coding region: 58-618 (186 amino acids)
Biological process (GO): chromatin remodeling; regulation of transcription by RNA polymerase II
Molecular function (GO): RNA polymerase II cis-regulatory region sequence-specific DNA binding; DNA-binding transcription factor activity, RNA polymerase II-specific
Source: RefSeq, a predicted model, not a curated record